CUUAGGAUUUAAUUCAUGUUUUGUUUGUGUGACUUUUCGUAACAAUAUCCAUAUGAGGAAGGGUUCACGCUGUAUCCAGUGCGUAAAAUGUUUUUAUUUUCAGGCAUAUAACGGAGGCUGUUAAAACUACAUCGAAAAUUGUUUCUAUAUUAGCAAAGGCUUUAGUUUUUAUUGCUGUGGAUCAUUCCAUACACUGCUUAUUUAAUUACUUUACUUUUAUACUGGUAUAUUGGUUGUCAGUAUGUUUAAUGUCUCUUGGGGUAUCAAAAUAAAUAUUAAAUCCUCUCGGAUGUAGUGUUGGUAAAGGUUUUUUCUGUAGAAUUUUAGACAUGGAUCUCAAGGGAUUCUUCUCGCACGCUUUUUUAUUUUUAUACUGAAAAAUUAUAAAAAGUCCAAGAUUUCCUUGUAACAUAUGACAUUCCGAACCUUGUUCAAAAACAUUCCUAAUUGCUGCGCAUGGCUUUGAAAUUAUUUUCGUCCCUUUUCAUCAUCGCUUUUGUGCUAUUCGUUAGAUUCUCGCUUGCCAAAAGCCGUUACUUCCUUAACGGAGCUUGUUAUCCGCCUUUGGCUUUCUGCUUGUUGCGAUGGCUUGUUUGUGUGCUUUAUACUUACUUUGCUUUGUAUUGUGAAAUACGAGCGGGAUUUUUCCAGUUAGCGUGCGAUCUGCUUUUGUUACGUUAGAAUGGCCGCUUGACUCUAUAAAAGGACAGAGAGCGUCUUUUUUCUUUCUUUUUCUGUCCGAGGGAAAUAAGGAAGUGACAUCUUUUAUUUAUGGAUGGAAAUGCUUGUCUUAAAGAAUUUAAAAUAUUGCAAGGCAGUUGGUUUUAUUUGUUUUAUACGCAUUUGAUAGUUCACAAAUAUUCAUUGCGUGUAUGUUUAGAAAUGUAUGCGGUUGGUAUUUAAUGUCCUUUGCUAAUUAAUGAUUGGAAAGUCUCAGGAGUGUGAGUGUUGAUAUUUGCUUGUUUUGGAAGUAAAGAAGAAUGCCAUCUACCGCAUUGGCCUGUUUUAUUAGGUUACACGUAGUAUUGUACUCUCAUUAUGUUUGCAACUUCAGAAAAACAUACAAAUCGCAACAGGUACGAAUAUUGGCUCUCGCCUUUAGCACUUUUAAUAUACUUUUAGCGUAAUUUAGUGUGGUUGAACGAAUUUCAGGAGAAUGCACUAAAUGGGGUUGAUUCGUGGGUUUCAGUGGUGCCUCAUUAAGGUUAGGGUAAGGGCAGUGAACCGAGCGAAAUGAGGUCAGUCUCUGUCCUUCUCCUAUUUUUUUGUUUCACGUGUUCCAAGGAAAUUAAUAAAGUGGUUUUGAUUAAUGAUAACGGCGUUAGUGACCUUAUAUGUUACAAUGCCUAAUACCAUCACUCAAUCAGUCUGUCAACAUUCUGGAAGACAUGAACGAUCUUUCAUUUUGUCCUGCCUUUCGAGUUGGUUUCAAGCAGUGAUAAUGAAGGGUCGAUUCAAAUUUAGUUUUUAGACGGUUGUUGAUGUACUCGCAAGUAAAGCGUUUUCGGAGUAUUUCCUAGAAAUUUAAUUUUACGAUUCGUUGUGAUUUUAAUCUACAAAGGAGUAUGUACGGUCUUCUUGAGGCUUGAGCAUCUAAAUUCGACGAUUCCACACCAGCCGGAACAGUUACAGGCGAGUUGAAUUUUUGUUUGAGGAUUAUUUGAUAAAGAAAGGAACUUUUUGUGUUUAUAUAUGGCUAUAUAGACUUGCAAGUACCGUAAAGAUGGCAAAACUAGUUCAUAGAAUUUUUAGUAAAAUAUUGAAUUUUUUUAUACUUAACUGAAAUGUUUUUAUUUAUACAACAAUUUAGUUUUAGAAAUAGAACUGUGCAUGUUUUCCCCUUUAAUCUUUCCUUCAUUUCUUGGGGCUUCCAGAUACCAAUAGCAGUUUUCAGCUGAUUCUGCGUGACAUCUCCCAACAUUUUAUUCAUGUACCGGAGUAUAUUUUUAAAUUUAGUAUACAAUGCUGCUGUUGCUGUGAAGCUAGAGGAGAUCUGCGAACAAUAGACUGAAAAAGGAUACAUAACCAAAGGGUAAUACUUUCACCUUGAUGAGGUUGGGGCUUCAGGAUCCUCGCCACUUGACCAAGUUUAGUUAGACAUCGUUGAACAUAGUAUGUGCCUAGAUGUGAGGCGAGGCGGCCAGGAUGUUGAGAUGGGUGGGGAGGGGACCAUGUCGUCUGUUUUUAGCGGUUGGGUCCAUCCGCCUCGUAACUCCGCCUCCUCCUCCUCCUCCACCUCCACCUCCUUCCAUCACUCCCACGACGCCGCCUCACCUACUGUCCUUGUCCCUACUGGCGGUGCUGCUCCUGCUAGCAGGAGGCGUGCUGGCAGAACCCCUCCCCCAACCAGCUCCAGUAGGUGACAGCGGUGAGAGCCUGGACCACCCAGGGGCGGCCCCAGGAGAAGCUCUGGUGGGCAUGGAUGACAGUUCGCCGCCCGUAAUCCUAGAGGACCCCAAAGAUGCCUACGUCAUCAAGAACAAGCCUGCUGUCCUUACCUGCCGGGCGGCGCAUGCGCUUAGAGUCUUCUUCAAGUGCAACGGGGCCACCCCAGGUUCCGAGGACGAAACGGAGAUGUCCUUCGUGGAACCGAUGACGGGCGUGAGGGUGGUGGAGGUGCAGCUGCAAGUGAGGAAGAACAUCCUGGAGGAGAACCACAGCCUCGACGGCUACAUCUGCUACUGCGUCGCCUGGAGUUCCCGCGGAGAGACCAACAGCAAGUCCGCCAAGGUUUCCACUGCAUUUAUUCGGGGAUACUUCGAGGAGCCCCCGUAUUCCCAGUCGGUGGCUCUGGAGCAGGAGGUGGAGCUGAGGUGUCUCUCGCCUGAAGGUCGACCUCAGCCGGAGACCAGGUGGCUCAAGGACGGCAAUCCCAUUGACCUGACCAAGCACCCGACCUUCAGGAUAUCAUCAGAAGGUUCUCUGUUAAUCCUAACUGCCCGGACGGAAGACUCGGCGAACUACACCUGUGUAGCGGAGAAUGUAGCUGGGACUAGGACGUCGGAUCCUGCUGUAUUGAAAGUCUUCGUUAAUGGUGCCUGGGCGUCCUGGUCCUCCUGGUCUUCGUGCAGUAAGCGGUGCGGGCGCGGCGUGCAGCGUCGUACACGGACGUGCACGGCUCCUUCUCCCCAGAACGGCGGCGAUGCCUGCAUUGGGGAGGCCGUUCAGAAAGCUGACUGCUCUAAUAUAUGUCCAGCCGUGGACGGUUCCUGGUCGUCGUGGUCGUCUUGGUCCACCUGCAGCCCGGACUGCCGUCAUCACCGCCAGAGGUCGUGCUCGGCCCCUCCGCCCCAGCACGGCGGCCGGUACUGCGAGGGGGAAGAUAUGACCUCCACCAACUGCACCGGCGGAAUGUGCAGGGGUGGUUCGACUGUGAGGAUGUAUGGCGACAGGACGAUUACGGAAGAAGCUACUGCCGCAGUCAUGCAGCAGGAUGUGACCCUGAUAGUCGUGUUGGCCGUUCUGGUGCCGUUGGUGCUUCUCCUGCUGGUGGUCGUCUUCAGGAAGUUCAACCGGAAAGACAGAAAUGAUGGACCUAUGUACGAAAUUGCCACGUCAGAUUACCCAAUGUCAUUCUACAGUAAAACAACGAAGAAGAUGAACGGUCUAGGUCCUCCUCCAGACGUUGCCCAAGAGGUUCCCACAGCGCCUCCACCCUUGACAGCUCACCCUCUGUGCUAUAACCCAGCCUACAGUGACCCAGCUUACAGCGAUCCAGUCUCGGUCUCCAGCGACCAGAAGUCUAGCCUAGGCCUGAUGGAUUCCAUGUACCAAGAACAUUACUCCGCUCCUGCCAGUGGCGCUGGAGGGGGAGGAGGUCACUCUGGUAGCAUCACCUCGACUUCCGAGCAUCACUACGAUGUGCCCCACUUGAGAUGUCACCACAUCCAGGAUUCUCCGACGCAUUCAGAGGCUGCGCAUCUUCUUCCCUCGAGGUCUCUGGUCACGCCCACCAUGAAUGGAAGUCUUCGGAGCCAAUGCCUGGACUCUUCAGAUUCCUCUCAGGACAAGCCUACGAGGAGUAACUCUCCAGCCUCCCUUUCGAGUGAUGCCUCUGCUUUCCGACACACACUAGCAUCCUACACGGAACCUAAUCGUGGCUGCCAGUUGCCUCAAGAUGUACUGGAAGCAGAUGGAAUGACUUGGGGUGUGAUGACGUCAUCUGGUGGCAGGCUAUCAUUAGCGGAGUAUGGUGUUGCUCUUACCAUACCCGAGGGAGCUUUACCAAGGGACACCUGCCAUCAGAUAUAUAUUGCUGCCAAAUCUCAUCCACAGAGUGGUCCUCCUCUUUCUGAUAGGCAGACUCUAUUAAGUCCUGUUGUCAUGUGUGGCCCUGCCAAUGUUCAGCUGCUGAAGCCAGCAGUGCUGUCUUUCGAGCACUGUGCAUCCUUGCAGCACGCGACAUGGCAAGUGCACAUAUUUUCUGCUGAUACGCUUGUCAGAUGUAGCGUAAAUGAGCCAUCCUGGUUCAGAUUGAUAACCAUAGGAGAGGAGAGAAUUGACACGCCUGUUCUCACCCAACUUGAUGGUUCUCAGGUGCAUCUUAUGAUGGAAACACUCCAGCAGUUUGUCCUUGUCGGUGAAAGUGCUGGUUCUAAUGCUGCUGUGAAACAGCUGAAGGUUGUCGCUGCAGCACCUCCGCCCACAGCCUCUGGUGCCUUGAAUGUCUCUAUCAGCAUCACACACGACACCACAGCUGGCCUAGCAAGUAUCACACAGAUAGAGAGGAAAAGGGGUGCUUCUCUCUUAGACAAGCCCAAGACCUUGCUCUUGCAAGACUGCGGUGCUAAUCUUUGCCUCACCCUAGACGAGCUUGGCCCUGGCUGGCUUCUCCCUCCUUCUCAGCAGUACCAGGAGGUGUCCUUUGAACGCUUAUGGAAGGGCAGCCAGGAAGCUGUGAGCGUUGCCUUCACCCUCAACAGAAUCGAAGGGAGUGAAGCUCCCCUGGCGUGUCGAGUAGUAACCCAGCAGAAAGGCCUUUCCACGCACAGGCAGCUUCUGCGGAUCAACUCCGAUUUCCCUUACGCCCCAGUGACAGCUUCCCCAGCGCAUACUACCACCAGGAGUCUGACAGUGACGUCGAGCAGCGAAGGUUCAUCCAUGGUGACGCUGACCCCGGAAGCAACGACCUUCCGCCUACCUCAGCGCCUUCGGCAGGAAUUGUGUCGUUGUCUCGACCCGCCCAACGCCAGAGGAAAUGACUGGCGAAUGCUGGCUGCCAGGCUCAAUCUCGAUAGGUACCUGAACUACUUCGCUUGUAAAACGAGUCCUACGGAACAUAUUCUGGAUCUGUGGGAGGCUCGGCACUGUGACCCCAACGCCCUGACGGACUUGCUGAAUAUCCUGCGAGUCAUCGGAAGGCCCGAUGCUGUCCACGUCCUCGAGAGUCAUUCAGGGGCUUGGGUGUGAGGGUCUCCUCGCCCAGGUACUUGAGACUUUCCGGAAGUCCUGCGCGUCACGGGUUCGGUUUUCGUAGAGUCCUGUUCAGUUAAGGACUUCAUUGUUUACAAGCACGUUCGUCCAAGCGCCUGGGUGAUUGGAAAGCCUCAGAUGGCACUUCCUAAUGGCUUAAAUGAUUUCAUUUUUGAGGUCCCACGAGAUCCUACUCGGUCAAGGAUUGAACGACUCGUACCUCAAAACCUUUCUUACCCAAGGAUGCGUCGUGGGAUCCUGGCUGUUCAAAAGACCAAGAGAAUGGUUGUCUCAAGUUCUCGCCGGACAGGACUUUUGACUUGAGUGAACUCCUCAAGUUAAUUUUCCUCAAGUUCAUUUUACUUAAGAACUGAGUAGGACUUUGUGAUGAGCCCUAAUUCUGCUGCGUUCCCAAGUGAUCCUCCCAGUGACUUAAGGAAAGCCGUUUGUAAUAACUGAAGGAGUGAUGAAAGAGACAAGAUCAUUUAUCCAAAAGCAAGUGAUGUUACAUUUUCUGUUAACGAUGUGGCUAAAUAUUGUGUUUUUUAAGAGGAAACCCGAUUUAAAAUAGCAGCAUAUUUAACGCGCUUAGUGUAACCAUGAAAUCUUGAAAGUUUGUUCAUAAUUAUUUGAGGUUAUAGAGCUGAAAACGUUGUUAAAGACUUGUUGAAAAAAUCCAAAAUUUUAAUUAUAAAACCUUACCAUGUCGGAAGAGAUUGAACCAUUUCUGAUCAUAAGUAAUGGAUACGGUUUUACUUUCUGUAAACAGAGGUCGUGAAGAUUAUUGUCUCAGCAUUUUCCUCUGUUACUGAAAAGCAUUAGUGUGACUUACAGGUGGGAAAUGAAAGUGCAUUUUUAAUUAUUAUAAAAAGGGUCAGAGGAACAAAAACAGUGGUUCACAUUGCUGAAUAAGACUUCGUGAAUAAGUAUGAAAACAUAAGUUAUUUGCAACACCGCUGCCAAAGUGUUUAUAGUGUUCGUAGCAAAAGUGACUUCCAUAGAAUUUCCGUAAACAUUUCCCAAAUUUGGGUCCACGUAACAAAGAUACGAUUGACAAUAAAAAAAAAACAUGAAGUGCCAUAAAGUGAAACCAUUUGUUUUAACAAUUACCGCGAGCUUUCUCAUACGUAGAAGAAUAGUGAAAAUAAUAAUAAUUAAAAAAAAAUAAAAUGGAGUGAACAAGUUCCUCGUGUGAAUUCCUUAUAGUACAGUCAUCUCAUAGUGAAACAUUAAAAUAGACAAAUAAGAGAAACCGUGCAUUAUUAUUUUGAUAUAUGAAGAAAGGUAUAGCAGUUUUUUGCAUGUGUGAUAAUAAACGUUUAGCCGUAGCUAAUUGUAGUG
Messenger RNA from Macrobrachium nipponense, 6753 nucleotides. Its product is annotated as netrin receptor UNC5B-b-like. Gene Ontology annotation, biological process: netrin-activated signaling pathway; motor neuron axon guidance. The transcript is spliced from 20 exons. Gene Ontology annotation, molecular function: protein binding; netrin receptor activity. Gene Ontology annotation, cellular component: membrane. Bases 2146 to 5409 code for a protein of 1087 amino acids. The record is from RefSeq and is a predicted model, not a curated record. NCBI's taxonomy places the organism in Eukaryota, Metazoa, Arthropoda, Malacostraca, Decapoda, Palaemonidae.